Messenger RNA from Theobroma cacao (cacao), 911 nucleotides. RefSeq names its product microspore-specific promoter 2 (gene MSP2). The record is from RefSeq and is a predicted model, not a curated record. NCBI's taxonomy places the organism in Eukaryota, Viridiplantae, Streptophyta, Magnoliopsida, Malvales, Malvaceae.
GAACUGUGGCUCUGUCUGUGUAGCCUCCAUUUCUAGCUUGUACAGGUCGUCAGCCACGUAACUGUAACGAACUAGCGCAUGGCUGACUGAAAAGGAGGGAAUAUGUAACCGUUCCAGAGUUAAUAGCUCUGCACAGAUAAACUACAUUAAAACACUUGUUCAAUGAUCUCAACCCAAAACCCAAAUCUCAUUCCAAAAUAAAAGAAAAUGGAAAAUGGAAGAAGAUCUUACUCGUCGAUGCCUCUUGCCUCCAGGUUGGAUCAUUUGGAUUUCAUUAUGAAGUAUUUAGAAGGAAAACGAAGUUUGCAGAAAGGAAUGGAAAAAGAAUGCAUGCCAUUAGAUUUGGCAAUGAGGGAGGCUUACUUCAAAGGGUCGUUGUUGGAUAGGGUGACAUCUCUUGAACAUAGACUUUUCCAGCUAUGCUUAGAGUUGGAAUCCAGUAGCACAUUUAGCACUUCAACAUCAACAUCUGGUUAUGCAUCUUCCAGCCUAGGAUCUAGAGGGCAACCAAUAUCUCGCUCAUUACCUACUUUCAUCAACUCAAAUCAAGCUCACAAACAGGCACCUCAUCAAGUCCUGUUCACCAGGUCUGAAAUUCAGGAAGAAUCUGAGGCAAUGCUACAAAAGAAGAAAGAUUCAAACCCCCUUAAGCAGCAAGUUGGGAACAAAAGGGGCAGCAAGAAAGAAAAAGUAAGCAAAAGUGGGAAGAAGGUAUCUCCCAAGUGGUCGCAUUGGAAAAUAUUAGGUUGCUAAUUACCCUGCCUUUUUCUCCAAACUUACGUUUCUUUUCCAAUGACACAUUUGGACAAUGCCAACUUCAAUUCUCUAAUUAAUUAGUCCUAUUGGUUGCUAUAAUCUCAAUUAAGCCAGGGUUGCAAUGGAUUUAUCUAUUAAGAUCUUGUAGGUGUAUU